This is a messenger RNA of Paramecium primaurelia, 1567 nucleotides long. Lineage: Eukaryota; Ciliophora; Oligohymenophorea; Peniculida; Parameciidae. The record is from the annotation of a GenBank genome assembly.
AUGAUUAAUUAACAAUUGAAUGAGAAUUAACAAGAUAUUAAUGAGGGUGACAUCUCUUAAGAUAGAUAUGGAGAUGUUACAUUAAUAUAAUAGCAAUAAAAAACAAAUAGAUUUUGGAUUAAAGUGUGUGAAAUUAAUGAAUCAUUACUUGGUAAAACCAUUUUAGUAAGAGCACGAAUACACAAUUCUAGAAUUAAAGGAAAAAUUGCAUUUUUAAUUCUCCGAGAAAAUUAGAGUACAAUCUAAGCAGUCUUAACGAAAGGAGAAUAAACUAGUUCGUAAAUGAUCAAAUACAUAGGAAAAAUCACUUUAGAAUCUAUAGUUGAUAUAGAAGCUGUUGUGUUUUAACCAAACAUUUAAAUCAAGUAUUGUACUUAAAAAAUGGAAUUACAUAUAAAAACUAUUAGAGUAAUAAGUAGAUCUAUAUCUAAAUUACCUAUCUAAAUAGAAGAAGCUUCAAAAAGAGAUGUUGACUAUUUUUAUAACUUAGAACAGCAAAAGCAGAAAGAGAAUUAAUAAGAAAAUACUGUAAUAUAGGAUAUACAAGAAUAUUAAUUAUCACAAAAUUAAAGAUUAAAUAAUCGAGUUCUUGAUUUAAGAACUCCUGCUAAAUAAGCUAUUUUUAGAGUUAAAUCUGGAAUAGCUUUAUUAUUUAGAUAAUUUUUGAUAGAAAAGGGUUUUAUUGAAAUUCAUACUCCAAAAUUAUUAGGAUUUAAAACAAAAAAUAGUUAUAGUAAUUUUAAUUUAUAGUAUUUCAAUUAAUAAGCCUUUUUAUCCUAAUCAUCUUACAUUUAUAAAUAAUUGAGUAUAAUGGCUGAUUUUGAAAGAGUUUUUGAAGUAUCUCCUGUGUUUAAGGCAAUUCAUGGUAAUACUUAUAGAGAAUUGUGUGAAUUUAUUUGCAUGGAUUUAGAAAUGGUUAUCAAAGAACAUUAUACAGAAUUGUUAGAUCUUACAGAAGAAUUAUUUUUAUUUAUAUUGAAAGGAAUUGAGAAAAGAUUUGGUUAAGAAAUUCAAAUUAUUUCAUAAUAAUUUCAAUUUGAACCUAUUAAAAUUUCAUAACCUAUUAUCAAAUUAACAUUUUAAGAUGGAAUAAAAUUACUUUAAGAAUUUGAUAUUUUAUAAUCUCCUUAAUACUAUUUAACUAUAUCAAACUAAAAAUAAUUAGGAAAAUUAGUUAAAGAUAAAUAUGGAACUGAUUUUUUCAUUAUGUAUAGACUACCAAAAGAAGAUUAGCCUUACUAUGUAAUGCCUUGUAAAAUGGAUCCUAAUUUUACUUUAUCUUAUAGAUUUUUUUUGAGAGGAGAAGAAAUUGCAUCAGGACAUUAAAAAAUUCAUGAUUCAGAAAUUUUAAUAAAUUAAAUAAAAGCAAUAGGACAAGAUGCUUAAUUAUUAGAAGAUUACAUAAGUUUUUUUAAGUAUAAUAAUAUUGUCUAUUUAAAGAUUUGGAACCUUUCCUCAUGGAGGAUGUGCAUUUGGUUUAGAAAGAUUCCUAUACUUAUAUUUUGAUUUAAAAAAUAUCAGAAACGCAAGUAUGUUUCCAAGAGAUUCUAGCAGAUUAUUUCCUUGA